This is a messenger RNA of Laccaria bicolor S238N-H82, 1391 nucleotides long. RefSeq names its product lipid droplet-associated perilipin protein. The record is from RefSeq and is a predicted model, not a curated record. Bases 1 to 1137 code for a protein of 378 amino acids. NCBI's taxonomy places the organism in Eukaryota, Fungi, Basidiomycota, Agaricomycetes, Agaricales, Hydnangiaceae. The transcript has 3 exons.
AUGUCCACGACCGCCACAGAGACCCAGAACAAUUCACCAGAAAUCACCAUCUUGACACGCUUCGGCUCUAUCCCUCUCGUCUCUGGUUCGCUGGACUCCAUUAACAAAGCCCUGACGACCAACUCUUACACGCGUACUCCUUAUAACACCGCGAAGGAGCUUUCUAUCACCGCAUAUAAGUAUACCGAGCCCAUUCAGGUUCGCCUUGCGCCUCUCAUCGUACGUGCGGACGUACUCGCCAACAAGGCUGUUGACGCUGUCGAAGCGCGUUACCCUUACCCCUUCAUUGCCAAGCCUGAGGAGGUUGCCACUUAUGUUCAUGAGCGCCGCCAGAGCGUGACUGACUACUAUAACGGCACCGUCGACGGUGUCACCAAGGUUGUUGACGAACGGGUCAGGAGCCCAGCAGUGCAAGCCGCUCAGGGGCUGGACCAGCGCUUCGCUCCCAUCGUUGAUUACUUUGAAAACCGACUUGGAAACUCUUCGGAGGCUGGUCCAUCGAACCCCGAUACUAAGUAUCAGUACCAGCGAGCCCUCGCUCUUUCCCAGACGGUCAAGGACAACAUCUACACCUACUCUGCGGAGCAGAUAAAACAACUUCAGGCGCAGUCAGUUCUCGCUCAACGGGCAACCGACACCGCACAGUCCAUCACCACUCUCGCCUCUUCUUCCAUCUCAUCCGCUCAGUCCCGUAUCCAUUCCCUGUCCGACAACAUGGUUUCUGAACUUCAGAAACUGCAGUCGUCGACCGCCUCAUUCGCUUCGAGCUUCCAAAACACCCUCCAAUCUUCCGCCUCCCAGCUCCACGCCAUCCAACCUCAGAUUCAACAGACGUAUAGCGAGCUCGCGACAUCCCUCACAUCAACGGCGAAUGAACUGGCGAACAUCAUCAAGCAGAAGGACCUCCCCGUUCAGGAGAAGGUCAGUCGCGUCAGCAAGGAAGUCCGCGACAGUGUCACGCCGUUGCUCGAGGCCGUCAGGAAGGGCGUAUCCGAUUUGCUUGCUCGUGGCAAGGCUCAGGCAUCUGAAGCGGCGGAGGCGACACAGAAGGGUCAGGCAUCUAAAUCAUCCAAAUCGUCCAAACCGACUACCAACGGCAUCAACGGGCCAAAUGGGCACGCUUCGGAAGCGGAGUAGAGUCUUUGUAUAUGCGUAUGAUUCUUUCUGAUUCUUCAUUUCCCGCCUUCUGGUUCAUGUCAUUUCACUGGCCUCGUUAUCGCAUCCCUCCUAGAAUGUACAAACCCAUAGACGCUUCGUAACUAUCACGCUCAUUUUUCCAAGAACUCCCCUUCCCUCAGCGCACCCCAUGUACAUACGAUGUUUUUAGACGCAUACAUUCACAUAAAAUAACAAUGAAUGUAUUCACUGGUACAAUCGAAAUUCCUUAUCUC